Messenger RNA from Dimorphilus gyrociliatus, 4420 nucleotides. The record is from the annotation of a GenBank genome assembly. NCBI's taxonomy places the organism in Eukaryota, Metazoa, Annelida, Polychaeta, Dinophilidae.
AAUGUUCCCUAUUGAUUUAUCCUCUUCGGAGAAUCAAGGUAAAAAGGUUAGCGCCGAAGAUGAAAAAGAGGCUGAAGAGAUAACGACAAGAGCAUUGAAAGCUGUUGAAGAAAAUGUUGAUAAACUAUUAUCAUUCCCCGAAAGGUUAUUAGCAUCACAAACAACCGAAAAGCUAUUAAACUCAAACGCAAAGAUUGGCAACGAUACCAAAGAAAAAGCAGCCGAUGCAUUAUUUAAAAUUUUAUCGAAUGAAGAUAACGAUCUAACAUCUGAAAGUGUUGAUUCCAAGCAAUUACAGGAUAUGUCCAAAUCCUGUUUAACGAGUUCAAUUUCGUUAACGGAGGGGUCAAAGGGUGUAGCUGCUUGCCCAGAACCUAUUCUUGACUUUGGAGAUGUUUCGCCAAAAGUCUAUGCAAGACUUAAGAAAGAAGCCGUUGAAAAAGCCGAAAGAGACUGUAAAGAACAGAGAAUAGAGGUUGCUUCAAAAUUACAUUUAAAACUAAGAAAACUAAAUAAAAAAGUUAGGAAAUUGGCAUUAAAAAAGACAAUUCAGGGAGAGGGAAUGACUCAUUCUGUUGGCGAUAAAAAGAUUUCUAUGACUAAAUUUGAUCCUCUCGACGUGUCUAAAGAAUCUUUGAAAAGCGAUAAAGGUAGCUUCAAAAUACCAUCUUCGGUCAGAAGUAAAUUUUCUCAACUUGACCAAAUUGAAGUUGAAAUUACGUCGCGAAACGAUAAUCCAUAUGCCUAUGAUGAUUCAGCACAAAAGGUCAAUUCGUCCUUGACCUCUCUAUCUUUCAGCCGCGGAGACGAUGAUAUAUCAAUUACGAAUGAGAAUGAACCAAUAGAGAUUUCUGUUCGAAAAGACGAUGCAACAUUACCAGAAAGUGUAGUGGUAUCCUUUAAGAACGGUUCCAAUCCUCAAAAUCUUUAUCUUCAUAAAUUCGAUGUAACCGACCCUAACGCUGCAAUAAUAAUUUUUAUACAAGAAAACGAUCCAUUACAAGAAUUAAACUAUUAUAUCAAUUUUGAUCAAGUUGUUAACGUAUCGAAUGCUUUAAUAACUGGUCAAAUUCCAAAUAGAGAUGAAAGUGAAGAAAACUCUUGGAGAAUCUUCAUAAAUCCAAUUGAACAUUUGAAUAAUGAAACUUUAAUUAAUUCAUCACUUUCAAUUGGUUUUAAACCUGUCAACGAUACAACAACAAAACUUACAUUUAAUAUUACAAGUUAUAGUUCAGCAUGUGUAUUCUUUGACGAAGAUAAGGAAUCUUGGUCAUCGGAGGGUUGUAAAGUUUCAAGUAAAACUCAAUUGAACGAAACUGUUUGCCUUUGUAAUCAUUUAACAUUAUUCUCAACUUCCUGGUUCGUUCCACCCAAUACGAUUGAUUUUAGUACCGUCUUCGAUAAUUUUGGAGCUAAACUAUUAGAAAAUAUACACGUUUUCGUAACAAUUAUUAUACUAAUUGUUAUAUAUUUCAUAUUAGUUGUGAUUCUAAGACGUUACGACAAAUUAGAUAUAAUUAAGUGGGGUGUCAGUCCGUUGAAAGACAACACUGCUACGGAUCUAUAUCAUUAUCAAUUAUCAGUUCAUACUGGUAUGAGGAAGAAUGGAGGAACUGACUCUUCGGUCUUCUUUGUACUUGGUGGCGACGAUAGUGACACCGAAGUUAGAAAAUUGGAAGGAGUAGCAGAUAAGAAAUUGGCUAGAGGUUCAAUAAAUAAUUACCUAUUGAGCGUCCCAGACAAGCUUGGAAAUCUACUUUAUCUAAGAAUUUGGCACGAUAAUUCGGGUGAAGGAGAUAACGCUAGUUGGUAUUUGGAUCAUAUAACUAUACAAGAUGUUCAAACGAAAGAAAAGUAUGUAUUUAUAUGCGAUCAAUGGCUAGCUGUUGAUACUGGAGAUGGGCAAAUUGAGCGAUUAUUACCCGCAGCAUCCAGAGAAGAAUUAGCCAACUUUCAGUAUCUCUUUUAUUCAUCUACUAAAAAAGAUAUGACUGAUGGUUACUUAUGGUUCUCACUUGUAUCAAGGCCAACUAGGUCGAGAUUUACUAGGGUACAACGUUUAAGCUGUUGUCUGGCACUCCUUUUCGCAACAAUGAUAGCCAAUGCCAUGUGGUACAAGACGGAUAAUAACGAAAGUAAUGAUAAAUCCGUUCAAGUUGUAACGUUGGGACCAUUCAGAUUUACACCUCAACAAAUAUUCAUAUCAAUCUCUUCUUCUUUAGUAUCUAUACCAAUAUCACUAUUAAUAGUAACGCUGUUUAGAAAGAGUGGACCUAAGCCCAAGAAAAGAAAUCCUACCAACGAUAGACAUAAUGCGGAAAAUCCCAUUUCCCUAAACAACUCUCAAGUUUAUGAAAUGAAGAAAACCGAUGAAAUAACUACGUCCAAAUCAUCCAUAUCGAAUGAUAGAAAGAAAAAGAAAAAGAAACCAUUCUUACUACCUUGGUGGUUUAUCUAUAUAAGUUGGAUAUUGGUAUUUAUUACAGUAGCUGCUUCUGGAUUUUUUACUCUACUGUAUAGCUUUGAAUGGGGUAGAGAAAAGUCUAGCGAAUGGUUAACGGCUUUCCUUCUCUCAUUCUUCCAAUCUGCUCUCAUUAUUCAACCUUUUAAAGUUAUUAUUUUAGCUGUUACAUUAUCAGCUAUUUUCCGAAAGCCUAAAGACGAAGAUGAAGAUGAAGGUGAAAAUGAUUUGGAAGAGGAUGAAAUAUUAAACGUUUCAACAAAGAAUUCGUACCAACGCUACGGUGUUUCAAAGCAUAGAGUGCCCUACGAAAACUCAGCUGUAAGACACGAUGAAUCUAGAUUAAAGGAAAUGAAGGAAACUAGAGAAAAAGAACUUAAAAUGUUUAGUAUACUCAAAGAAAUUUUGGCCUAUCUGUUCUAUUUAGCCGUUGUUUGUACACUUGGAUACGAUAAUAAGGAUACAAGAUCAUUCCUUUAUAAGGAUCAAAUUCAUCAAACAUUCGUAGAAGGAAUUGGAAAAUUUGGAGCGAUAAGAAAUUUCGAUCACUUCUUCAAAUGGACGAAUACUACUUUAAUACCCGAAUUAUAUUCGAAGCAAGAAUACAACGGCGAUCCUGUUCAUUGGAGGAUUGAAUAUUUCUUAAAUGAUGGAGUAAACUAUAGAGUAGGAUCACCAAGAUUGAGACAGGCUAGAGUCGUUAAAAACGAUUGUUCAAUACCCAGUCCAGUUGAGGCUUUGAUAAAAACCUGUUAUCCAAGCUAUUCAGCUACCAAACACGACGAUGCAGCUUAUUAUCCCCAGUGGGUAAAGGCUCCUAAUUCUUCGGCGGUUGAUAAAGAUUCACCGUGGAAUUAUAAAGGAACACUCGAAUUAGACGGUCUACCCUACUUUGGAGUGUAUUCUGUGUAUUCUGGAGGAGGUUUCGUUGCUAGUUUUGGCGAUGAAAUAGAACAAGCUAUUAGUACAGUUGAAACUUUAAAAUCAGAUGGGUGGAUUGAUAGGGGAAGCAGAGCAAUUUUUGUCGAAUUUAACGUUCAUAACCCGAGUGUAAAUCUUUUUUCGGCUGUUAGUUUGGUCCUCGAAAUUCCAACGAUAGGUUCAAUGACUCCAACUGCAGUUAUUAAAACCCUUAGAUUGUACAAUUACGUUGGUCAAAGAGCCCUGUUCAGAUUAAUACUUGAAAUAAUAUUCGCCUGUUUCCUCCUCUAUUUUCUAGUGGUAGAAGGUAAAAAGCUAAAGAAAAUGAAACGCUCCUAUUUUACAUCCUUUUGGAGUAUUUUGGAAAUAUUAAAUUUAAUUGGAUCCGUGACGGCAAUAGUCCUAUAUGCCCUUCACUAUACCUUCACUCGAUUGACUAUAAAAAAAUUCCAAGAGAACAAAAAGAAAUUCAUUACUUUUGAUUAUGUCGUUAGUUGGGAUGAAGCUUUUACUUAUUGUCUAGCUUUUAUUGUCUUUAUUGCUUCCAUUAAAUUCUUGAAAUUGCUAAGAUUCAAUAGAAAGGUUACUGAACUAAUAUCAACUUUAUCUGUUGCAACUAAACCGCUAUUAUCUUUCUUUGUCUUCUUUAUUGUGAUUUUCUUAUCUUAUGCCCAAUUUUGUUAUUUAAUUUUUGGACAAAAAUUAAAAGACUAUUCAACUUUUAUCACAACAAUGGAAACUUUAUUUUCAAUGAUGCUUAUGGAAUUUGACUUUGAAGGAUUGAAUUCAGCCAAUAAAAUAAUGGGACCAUUCUUCUUUAUUUCUUAUAUAAUCGUUCUCGUAUUCGUUGUUAUGAAUAUGCUAAUAACUAUUCUGAACGAGAGUUUCUAUACAGUUAAAUCUUAUUCAUUGGAAACUUGUACCGAUUAUCAAAUGGUUGACUUCAUGAUUGGUCAAUUUAAGAAAUUGAUUGGUUACGAUAAUUGGUCGAUGCCCAGUAAAUAUUUAUUAUUUAUUAUGAAAUUGUUAAUUGAAUAA